AUGACAGUGACCAAUCCGACUGAAGCUGAUGCGAACGGUGGUGCGGCGCAUUCCACUUCUCUGGACGAAGCCCCAACACUCAACACCCGCCAACAUCUCGAGUACCUUGUUGGACUGAUUAUCAAUGAGUGGAAGAAGACCAUGGUGAAAUGGCAUAACGCGUCAGCCGACGCGGUCACUGCGUCUGCUUUUCACGAGCUAGUCUUCUACAACCCCGACGAGGACUCUGUGAUCAAGUUCCGCGUAGACAAAGUGCCUGACGCGAUACACCACAAGGUCGACGCCCUGCAGCACAUGCAGCGUGUCGGCCUCCCCCGCCUCCCGGCACUCAUCGAGCUGGUGAGGGAGGAACUCGCGAAAGAUCCGUUUGCCGAUGAUCCAUAUGAGGACGGCGACAGCAAAGAGACCAGCUUCACUGGCAUGCUCAUCGAACUUGCCAAAAACCGAAUUUUCAUGGAAUACGUCAAGUUCACGGAAAACGUUGAGAAAAAGGAGACGACAUUUAAUCUGAAGGUCGUCUUCGUCGAUAAAUCCGGCAACAUGCGGCUGAAACAGUGCUGCCUCCAGCAUGAUACAGACUUUGCGUCGUUCCUUGUCCUGAUGGACAACUACCCUCAAGAAUUCAACCUCAACACCGUCUGGGCAGCAUCUUUCUGGGUUGAUAAGCUACGGGACCUCAAGAAGAAGGGUUACGAUGGCCACCCCAAGCUCGUGGAGAUUGAGCAGCUCAUCGUCACACAGAAGGCCACAAACUAUAAUGAUGUCCCCAAAUGGAUGUUCUACAAAACCAACCAACGGGUCGCCUACGCCGUACCCAUCGAGAAUGAGCAUGAUUUCAAGCAUGUCAUCAACAUCGUCACCAAUCCUGCUAAGGAUAAUCGGCUGGCAUGCAUGAUCAGGGCUGUGGACAAGGACUUGAUAUACAUAUCUGAUGAGCUCAAGUUCUUCGAGAAGAAUCUUCAGGAGAGUGGUUCCCCCAGCAACCAGGCAGGUUCGCAGCAUACUGGAGGCGACCCGGGCAACCAGCAGCCCAAUGACGAGCGUGCGCCUGGGAUCGACAGCUUCACUAUCGAUGACUGUUCAUUUGACUUGCUUGCCAGGACUCUUGGUGUUGGGUUUAAUUGGGCCUUCUUGAGUGAUGACGAUGAUGAAGAGGAGGACAGGCAGCUCCCAUGGAGCUUGGUGAAGAACUUUGAUAAGAGCUAG
Diaporthe citri is the source of this 1206-nucleotide messenger RNA. RefSeq lists its product as uncharacterized. The transcript has 3 exons. Lineage: Eukaryota; Fungi; Ascomycota; Sordariomycetes; Diaporthales; Diaporthaceae. The record is from RefSeq and is a predicted model, not a curated record. Bases 1 to 1206 code for a protein of 401 amino acids.